Molecule: messenger RNA, 3007 nt
Organism: Trichobilharzia szidati
Lineage: Eukaryota; Metazoa; Platyhelminthes; Trematoda; Strigeidida; Schistosomatidae
Source: the annotation of a GenBank genome assembly
AUUUUCGAAUGGACUGAAGCGUGACCUUGGGUUUGCUAAUGGCAUCUUUUACGUAUGAGCAGGUCACCCGCAAUCCUACUAAAAAGUUGAAGUCUUCAGAAGUCCCUAAUGAUGUAGCGAUUAUAAUUGACAACGGUAAUUUCGAGUGUCGUGCGGGAUAUGCCUGUUACGAAGAUCCACAUAUGAUUUUCCCUAACGUCGUUUAUCGUCCACGAAUGUCAAAGUGUGUUCUUGUCGGUAAUGAUAUCGAAAACUUCGAGUCUGUACGUCAUAGCCUGAAGUCUCCGUAUAUGGAUAGUCUUGUCACUAACUUAGAUGUGCAAGAACAAGUUCUCAACCACACUUUCGAAAAGCUCAAUGUCCGUGAACCGCUCUCAAAUCCUGUUAUUAUUAAUGAACCAUUGUGCAAUCCUGGUGUAUGUAGAUCUCGCAAGUUACUGUUUCUUAAACUAAUAUUUUGUAGAGCUAUCAGAGAUGAUGUUUGAAACAUAUCAUGUUCCUAAAUUGUUGUAUUACGUUGAUUGCCUGGCUUCUUUUUACAAUUACCAACAAUUUUGCAGUUCAGACCAAACAACCAACUGUUUGGUUGUAUCCUUUGGUUAUCAAACAACUCAUAUUGUUCCAAUAGUGCCUGCACGUUUUGAAAAGAAUAUUUCAUCGGGGUUUAGACCUCUCAUACAGGCUGCUCGUCGCCUUCAAGUAGGAGGUGCUCAUGCUAGCUGGAUGCUUCAACGUUUACUGCAGCUAAAAUAUCCUUGUCACUCUGAUUGUAUUUCUGGAGGUCUAUCCGAGCAUUUAGCCCAUUCCUACUGUCAUCUUGCAUCCAAUUAUCGACAAGAAAUGAUUCAGUGGAAGUCUAAAGAAUUUCGUUCCUUACAUACAGUAAAAGUACAACUUCCAUUUAACAAGCCAUCUGAUGAAGAAUUAAAAGCGCUAGCUGAUCGGAAACGUGCUCAAGCUGAACGCCUAUUGAGUACACAUAGAAAACGACAGAAACAACAGUUGGAAUCAGCUCAAUGUCGGUUGGCUGAACUUGAAAAAGUCGAGAAAUUAUUAAAACAAGAAGAUUCACCUAUUGUAAAGCAAAUUAUCUCCAAUUUGGGAUUAUCAAAGUCAACGGAUGUAAGUCAAGAAAUGGAUUCAUGUCGUCGAAUUAUCGACAAACUACAAGCACAACUUAAUCCUGUAAUCAAAUCUGAAGAUGAGACAAUCGAUCAGAAUCCGUGUAAACGCGGUCAAUUCGAUACAAAAUCAAAAUUCACUUAUUCUUAUCUACUUGACAGGAUGUAUAGUGUAUAUACAAAUUCAUUUAGUACAGUGACAAAUGAAUUAACUGGUCGACAUAAACGUGCUGCUGAAUUAUUAAUCUCACAAUCAUUACCUUCGGCUGUCCAGUCACAAAUGACGGUCAAUACAAAUAUGAGUAAUUUUAAAUUUACUGAAGCUAAACUGCGUAAUAGAAUUAGAAUCGCCGAGGAUUUGGAAUUCAGCGAAGGCGAAGAUUUUAUUCUUUGGUUGUCAUGGUUACGUGAUCGUCGAGCCUACAUAUCAAAGAAACGUACACAACGUCAAAGUCGUGUAGAUCUGGCAACACAAAUUGGUUUACAUUCAAACGAUGGACAUUCUGAUAUUGGAUCCGAUUCUGGUGAGCGUAUUCCACAGAUGAAAUCAUCAAUCAGUACAAUGCAGACAGUUGCCUGUAAUCCCAGUGGACGUAAUGGAGUGACUAAUGAUGCUGCUGCACAUUCUGGAUCCACUGGUGAUAAAUAUGAUGAUUCCAAGAAGGUAAUGACAGAACGUCGUCGUAUGCAGUUGGAAAAAAUACGUGCUAUGGCAGCUGAAUUGAAACCAACAAGAGGUCGUAGUCGAGGUGCUGGAAAAUCUGUUCGACCAGGUGUAUCUCGUGGAGCUUCAAAAUCCCGUGGUCGUGGUCGUAAGUCACUAGCUGAGUGUGAUAGUCGCAUUAUCACCGGUGAAAUAAAUCCUGAUGAUGAAGACAAUGAGACACUGGUCGAUGAUUGUUCUGAUAUGCUUGGUUUAGAUGACCCGACUGAAACAGAACAAACUGCCAGCAGUUCAACAGGAUUGAAUCGUCUAUGGGAUCCAGAUUGUGAAGAUGAUACAAAUGAUGAGUUGAAUGGCUCUAGUGGUAUGAAAAAAGUUCCUGCGACAUCAGAUUAUCGAAUGGAUGUAGCUGAUGAAAGUGAGGAGGAACGUGAUGAACUAGCGGUUAUGGAUAGUCUGUUAGCACUUUAUGAUCCAGAAGCUUCAAAGGACUUGGGUAUCACAGAUCUAAAGGUUGAACUAGAUCGAUAUUAUCAAAUCCAUGUAGAUACAGAACAAGUUCGAUCUCAUGAGGUUCUAUUUCAACCAAGUUUUAUUGGUCAUUCAGAGGCUGGAUUUUCGGAGUGUUUGGAGUAUGUCCUUCGAGAUACAAAACAAUUAAUUGAUGAUGAUAAUGAUAAUGAAUCUUUAGCAUACUCUGUUUGGCCUGAAAAAGUCUAUCUUACUGGUGGUGUUGCUGCUCUGCCUGGACUUGUUGAACGAAUCCGAUAUGAUAUAAGACCUCUACUACCUGUUGGAUCGAAAUGGGACAAUAUUGAUAUUGUUGUAGCCGCUAAUCCACAAUUGGAUGCAUGGUAUGGAGCACGUCGUUUCGCCAAUUCUCCUCUGGUCGAUGAAUGUUAUAUCACGAGAAAAAUGUAUGAAGAAUACGGUUCAUAUUAUUUUAAAGACCAUUCGAUUAGUAAUUAUUAUUAUACGACAAAUUCGGAUUAAAGAGCGACAAGUUACACUGGAAAUAUCUCUAGCAUUGUUUAUAUUUGUGUAUCCUUUUCUUUCUUUCUUUCUCAUCCUCAGUCUAUGCAUUUGUUCUAUUUUUUUUUCUUACUAUUCUAUUUUUUUGCCUCGAUGUAAUUAUCUUAUUACAUAAUCAAAAGAAUCAAUAAAUCAAUCUCAGUGAUACUUUUUGUCUAAUAUUAGGUGCAGUUUCAACAAUAAGAGGUGG